GGGAUCACUACCGCACAUCACCUAGCGCUAUAUCUUCUAAAUGUUUUCACAGUGCGAACCAUAUGUGCCGUUAAAAAUGUAUCCGGCUGUGAUUAAAACUGUUUAAAAUGUACUAUAUCUUCUGUUUAAUGGUUUGAAUAAUUUUUAGUUGUUUUAUUUUUCUCGGAGGUGUAUUUUAUAGGUUCGGGAAAUUACAUUAAGGGGUGGUGCCGUGAUGCCCGUUCGUAAGCAAGAAGCCCACCGAGCAUUGGAACUGCUGGAAGACUACCACAGCAAACUAGUGAAACCCAAUGACCGGCAACUGCGACUUGCGAUCGAAAGAGUCAUCAGAAUUUUCAAGUCACGCCUCUUUCAAGCUCUUCUUGAUAUUCAAGAAUUCUACGAGCUAACACUACUCGAUGACACCAAAUCUAUUCAGCAGAAGACGGCGGAAACCAUCCGCAUCGCAAACAAGUGGGAGGCAGAUGGCACGCGUCGGGAAAUUCAGUCGGAAGAAAGCGAUUACAGAUCAGUCUCCAAUGCCUUCCUUCAAGACAGCAACCGGAAAUCAGAUCGCAGUAGCUAUACACCGGACUCAGCAAAGAUGGAAAUCGUGCAGUCGAUGGCCCCGGAUAGUGGAGAGAUUCAAGAAAAAAAGGCUCAUGUUACAACACCUGAAAUGAAGCAGUUACAGGUAAAUGGAAUCGAAGGUGGUGGUCCAGAGCGUACCACAGGUGAAGAUGGGAAUGUAUACUUGACUGUAGUGUUGUCCCGGGCGGGCGGCGCCGGGCUGGGGUUCAGCAUUGCCGGGGGCUCCGACAAUCCCCACAUCGGGGACGACCCGCACAUCUACGUCACCAAGUUAAUACCGGGGGGCGCAGCCGCCGCUAGUCAGUUGCAGAUUAAUGACGCCAUAUUACAAGUUAAUGAAACAAAUGUAGAAAAUGUGAUACAUGCAGAAGCGGUUGACGCACUGAAAAAGGCAGGGAACACUGUGAGACUGAAAAUAAAACGGCCCGGCACCGAAGACACUACAAACACAUCUCAAAGUAAUAAAGAGGAUGCAGUCGAAAUAGAACUAGUAAAAGGAGGUUCGGGGUUAGGAUUCAGCAUAGCGGGUGGCGUGGGUAACCAACACAUACCCGGGGACAACGGUAUCUAUGUCACAAAGAUCAUGGCCGGUGGCGCGGCGCACCGCGACGGACGGUUGCGCGUUGGCGACAAACUGCUCAUGGUCAAGAACACCUCUCGCGGUGACGUGGACCUGGACAACGUGACGCACGAGGACGCAGUGGCCGCUCUGAAGGCGUGCGGCGAGCGCGUGCAGCUGGUGCUAGUGCCGGGCCCGCGCCACUCGCACCUGCCCGGCCAGCCCUCGCCACGCAGCUCGCGCGCCAACACGCCGUCGAGCGUCGCCAACUCCCUCCGCCGGGAAGACGUGACGGACAGCGCGGAGGAGCCGCGCGUGGUGGAGCUGGAGAAGGGCGGGCAGGGGCUGGGGUUCAACAUCGUGGGCGGCGAGGACGGGCACGGCAUCUACGUGUCCUACCUGCUCGCGGGCGGCCCCGCCGAGCGCUCCGGCCAUCUGCGCCGCGGCGACCGUCUGCUGGCCGUCAACGACACCGACAUCACCAACGCCACCCACGAGCAGGCGGCUAAAGCUUUAAAGGGAACGGGACAGAAUGUAAAGUUGACAGUUGUAUAUAGACCACAAGAGUACAACAAGUUUGAAGCGCGAAUCAAUGAACUGAAACAGCAUCACACUCUUUUGCGGACGUCACAGAAACGAUCCUUGUAUGUCAGAGCACUUUUCGACUACGACCCGAUAAAGGACGACGGCCUACCCUCGCGGGGGCUUCCAUUCCGAUACGGCGACAUUCUGCACGUAACCAACGCGUCCGACGACGAAUGGUGGCAAGCCAGACGGCUAGACACGACGGACCCCGACGCCAUCGGCAUCGUUCCGUCGAAGAAGCGCUGGGAGCGCAAGCAGCGCGCCCGCGACCGCCAGGUCAAGUUCCAGGGCCAGGGCACGCCCGUCAGCACGAGCCAGUCAACUUUAGAAAGAAAAAAACGGACCUUGUCCUUUAGCAGGAGAUUCCCCUUCAUGAAAAGCAGAGAAGAUGGCAAGUCUGAAGACGGAUCCGACCAGGAACCUUUCAUGCUUUGUUAUACACAAGAGGACACUAACGCCGAUGGGGAAAUCUUGUACCGAGUGGAACUUCCCAUGAUGGAGGAGAUAACGCUCAUUUAUCUCGAGGACGAGAGUCAAGACGAGACUGUGUUGUCGUACGAGACGGUGCAGCAGCUGACGAUCUCGUACACGCGGCCGGUGAUCAUCCUGGGGCCGCUCAAGGACCGCAUCAACGACGACCUCAUAUCGGAGUUCCCGGACAAGUUCGGCAGCUGCGUGCCGCACACAACGCGACAACGGCGCGACUACGAGGUGGACGGACGGGACUACCACUUCGUAGGCAGCCGAGAGCAGAUGGAGAGGGACAUACAGAACCACCUGUUCAUCGAGGCGGGCCAGUACAACGACAACCUGUACGGCACCUCCGUCGCUUCCGUCAGGGAGGUCGCCGAGAAGGGUAAACACUGCAUUUUAGACGUGAGCGGAAAUGCCAUUAAGAGAUUGCAAGUGGCACAACUUUAUCCAAUAGCCAUAUUUAUUAAACCAAAGAGUGUAGAAUCUAUAAUGGAAAUGAAUAAGAGGAUGACUGAGGAACAGGCAAAAAAAACUUUUGAGCGCGCUCUGAAAAUGGAACAAGAGUUCGCCGAAUACUUUACUGCGGUGGUGACGGGCGACACGCCGGAGGAGAUCUACUCGAAGGUGAAGGCCGUGAUCACGGCCGAGAGCGGCCCCAGCGUGUGGGUGCCGCGCCGCGAGCCGCUGUAGCCGUCCGUGUGCCUCGAGUACGUGUCCCUGGCCCCUGCUGACUGCUCCCUGCCUGCAGCGGUAGAUGAAUGUUCGAGUCGCAACCGCACGAGCCGGCGCCGGCCACAUGAGCAAUCAUUAGGAAAUAGGACCGCCCCGAGCGUCAUUCGGUAAAAUCGCCUUUAUAGUUUAACGAGUAGCCGCCGCUUCGUCGAUACCCCACCCCCGGAGUUCGUUUAGCAUAAGUUACCGUUUUAAAUAUCUACUUAAUGUAAAUUAUCACUCGUGCGUAAAGUUGACCAAUGACUCGCUAAUCGCUGUAGCAUGUGCACUACGCUUAAGUUUAUCGUGCGGAUCUAUUGACUAGCGAUGGUGUUGACCAAACGCGGUGUUUGUAUCGAGUUGUACCCUUGUUUAUCUCUAUACUAAUUUUAGUUACUCGGAGAAUCCCACUAAUAAUUAUGCGCUUCGAUCCACUACCUAUGUAAAUUGAUUGUAUAUUAAACAAAUUUAAAAUUGUAUUAUCAUGUUAAUUUACUCAGGUUGCUAGAUACAUUUUGAAUCUUCGUCAUGUUAUUAAAGUUUAAUAAUAGUGAAGUUAUUACUAUUACUUGACGAGUCACGGUGCACCGGUGAUGUUGACAUAGUGUAAUAAUUACAAGCUAGUGUUAUGGACGGCCGGUGGUACGUCGGCCGUCGUGUUCUAGUGUAAUCUAGGAGUAGCCCCACGCCCACCUCACGCGCCCAUGGCUAGGCUAAGUCGUUGCAUUAUCAGGAUUAUUUGCUCAAGCGGCAAAAUAUUAUAGCCACUGAAUCUCAUGACAUAUUCUGCACUAAUGUCCUCCUCGACACAUUAGGCGCGGUGCAAGUUGUUUGUUGAUCAUUUUUAUAGUAAGCAAUUGUGUUAUCUGGUGUGAAGUGUCUCACCAAUUUAAAUAGUAUUUGACAUUUAUUUAUUGAGAAUUUUAUUUUCUUACUGAAUAAUAGAAUGACCAUCUGCAAAUAUGGCACGAAGCGCACUCUGAGGAUGCAAUACUUUACUGUUAUAUCAACUUACGUCGCUUCAUUUUAUUGCAUAAUGUAAUGGAAUACUGGGAAUCCCAUAAAUAUUCCCAUCGUACUUAAACUAGUUUUAAGUUUGAUGUGUUAAAUAGCUAUUAUUUUUCAUGACAAAAUAUUAUCUACUGAUAUUAAAGACAGUUACUUACGGUAGGAAUCGCGACUAGCUUGUAUUGUAAUUAUGCGCUGCAUUCGCCUCGUCGGUCCUGUAUAGCUACCUGCCAAAGAUAUCAAUAAAUUAGCAAUACAUCGUCUUUCAAAUUGUAAUUGGUCUAUCAAUAAAAUUCAAGUUUUAUUAUACAUACUUAGAUUUAGGUAGUUAGCGAUAGCUAGUCGUGAUUCCUUGAUAAUUAUCAAAUCUUGAUAUAAUGUAUAUAACAGUUCAAUGCUAUGUAAUAGAACUAUCUUAAUUUAUUUUUAACAUGUGACUACUGUAUUAACAAUUAUUAUAAUGGAAAUGUUUUAUUUUAAUAGGUAUUUAUUUUAUUUUAUCGCGUUAAGUAGGUAUUGAAUUAAUGAAGCAUGCUAUCCUGUGUAAAUUAUUAAUUUAGUCAUUAUUAAUGAGGUCUUAACAUUUUAUUAGGAACCCAUAUUUGCAGAUGUACAAUGUAUAUGAGUUAGUGAUGUUCAAUAGAAUAGUUUGAAUAAAAAUUAUUUACGUUGAAAAUUC
Molecule: messenger RNA, 4586 nt
Organism: Cydia strobilella
Lineage: Eukaryota; Metazoa; Arthropoda; Insecta; Lepidoptera; Tortricidae
Gene: dlg1
Product: disks large 1 tumor suppressor protein
Exons: 22
Coding region: 215-2878 (887 amino acids)
Biological process (GO): embryo development; cell-cell adhesion; establishment or maintenance of epithelial cell apical/basal polarity
Cellular component (GO): postsynaptic density membrane; neuron projection; basolateral plasma membrane
Molecular function (GO): kinase binding
Source: RefSeq, a predicted model, not a curated record